CAGAUGACGAUAGGAUGGAUACAGGAGAGGAGUCAAGCACAUGCGCCAUUUGUUUUGAUUCUUUUCUAUGUCCUAAAAUUCUCUCCUGCCGUCACACCUUCUGCAAGCCGUGUCUCGAGGAUUAUACAAAGAAAGUGGAGGUGGACGAAAUAGUCUGUCCGUUAUGUCGACAAAAGCAGAUAUUGGACUGCCGGGGUUUGGAUGGAUUGAUGGACAACUAUUUUGUACCUUUGAGGGCACCGGAACUUCCGGUUAUUCUUUGUUGUGAUAUUUGUUACGAGGAGGCAGAGGUCAACCAAUGCUCACAUUGUAUUCUUAAGCUGUGCUAUUCCUGCAAAUCAUCCCACAACCUUGCACUGAAAAUGUCGGGUGAAAAAGCUGGAUCGGAUUUAGAUUCCGAGGCGUCCGAGGGGAGUGAUUUAUCAGAAGAUGGCGGAAUGAUCUCGAUACGCUCUUUAGUGCAAUCAGAUCAUUCAUCAAGAACAAAAUUAAUUGCAGACUUUGUUUCUGCUUUUAAAGUACCAUGUAAUACUCUAAAUGAUCAGCCAUCGAUUUCAUGCAUUUUUCCUAAAUCGGAAGAAACUUGCUUGGUUAUUGUGGACCUCGGUCCGGAAAUCAUUGAAUGCACGCUAAACGGAAGGCCGUUCACAAGUAAGUGUUUCAGUGAAGGGAUUCGUGGAAUAACUAAGUCCUUAGACAAUAAAAUUUUGUUUUCAAACGUGCAUGAAGCAGCCAUUUUUCAAAUGGUUGACGAAACUCGCAUAAAAAUCUUUGCAAAAUGUUAUGAAUUUAGGCCUUCGUCCUUAUCUGCAUUCAAGGACGGAAGAAUCGUUUCCGUUGGGUCUGAGAAUAACUUUCAUCAUAUUGCUAAACGUUCGGAACACCACGGAGCAUUGCAAAUAUAUGACACUGAUGGGAAAUUGUUGAGAGAAAUAGUGAAAGAUGGGAGAGAACUUUUAUUCAAACAUCCUGUGAGCGUUUCAGUAAAUCCUAAAAACGAUACAAUAUGUACAGCAGAUGCAAAACUGAACCAAGUACUUGUUAUGACAGAAGAAGGAUAUGUAAUUAGAAAGUACAAAGGGACAAAUACCGGUAGUGAUGAUGGACAUUUUGGAAUACGACUAAGUAUCGGCAUCUUUAUUCCUACGGCCCUGUGUCAUGACGAGGAAGGAAAUCUCGUGAUAGCCAACGUUAUUGACGGAUCUCUGCAUAUUCUUCUUCCCAACGGAGAUUUCUGUGGUUUUAUAGCCACAAGGAAUAAUAGAAAUUUCGGGAAUCCUAAUAGUCUUUGUUUUGAUAGCAAGAAUAGGCUCUGGGUUGGUGACCAUCGAAACGGAAAAGUAAAAAUAUUUGAAAUUCUGUCUUUUAGAAAUAAUUUAAUCGGUUGUGAACACUAAUGAACUUUUUGUAUAAAAACUGAGAAAAUUGAAUAUAUUGUAUUUUCAAUUACAUAAUAAAUUACGUCAUGCAUAUUAUUUUAAGAAAACAUAUAACUACAAUGACCUGAAUUUAAUAACUUACAUCGAAACAACUCACCACAGCACAAUGUAGUGUACUUGAUAUCUUUUUAUGUGUUUUCUUUACUUGAAAUCAAUUUUUUGUACAUAUUUUUAUUGGAACUGUUAAUAAUUGUGAUUGAAUUUCAUUGAGAAAAAAAGAAGACCUGAAUUAUAACUCUGUAUCACCACACAGAGACUUAAUAUAUUUAGUCAGUUUUUGUGUUUCCUUUAUUGUUUUUUUUUUCUUAUUUGAAUUUUAAAAAAUUAAAACAUAUUCCAUAAAUC
This is a messenger RNA of Saccostrea cuccullata (small rock oyster), 1784 nucleotides long. RefSeq lists its product as uncharacterized. The coding region runs from base 15 to 1397 and encodes 460 amino acids. Lineage: Eukaryota; Metazoa; Mollusca; Bivalvia; Ostreida; Ostreidae. Gene Ontology annotation, molecular function: metal ion binding; protein binding. The record is from RefSeq and is a predicted model, not a curated record. The transcript has a single exon.